CAUUCUUUUGUGGAAUUACAGAACAUGGCCUCCAACGGUGGUUCAGGCGCGCAUACGCCGCAACCUCAAGCUCAGGUCCAGCCGUGCAGAUAUAAGACAGGAAAGACCCUCGGUGCAGGCAGUUACUCUGUGGUCAAAGAGUGUGUACACAUCGAUACAGGCCGAUACUAUGCCGCAAAAGUCAUCAAUAAACGCCUAAUGGCUGGUCGAGAGCACAUGGUCAGGAAUGAGAUUUCAGUACUGAAGCGCGUAUCUAUGGGUCACAGGAACAUUCUUACUUUGGUUGAUUACUUUGAAACGAUGAACAAUCUUUACCUUGUCACUGACUUGGCCCUCGGUGGGGAAUUGUUUGACCGAAUCUGUCGCAAAGGCAACUAUUAUGAAUCAGAUGCCGCAGAUCUCAUUCGAGCCACUCUAUCUGCCGUCGCCUAUCUACAUGACCACGGCAUCGUACAUCGGGAUCUGAAACCCGAGAAUCUGCUCUUCAGAACACCUGAGGAUAACGCUGAUCUUCUGAUUGCUGAUUUCGGCCUUUCUCGGAUCAUGGAUGAAGAGCAGUUUCACGUGCUAACGACUACAUGCGGAACCCCUGGUUAUAUGGCACCUGAGAUUUUCAGGAAGACUGGCCAUGGGAAGCCAGUUGAUAUCUGGGCAAUCGGUGUCAUAACAUACUUCCUUCUUUGCGGCUAUACUCCCUUUGAUCGCGACUCCAAUCUCGAGGAAAUGCAGGCUAUUCUAGUUGCCGACUACUCUUUCACCCCUCUCGAGUACUGGCGCGGCGUAUCUCAGACAGCGCGCGAGUUUAUCCGACGAUGCUUAACUGUGGACCCAGCAGCACGUAUGACGUCCCAUGAAGCUCUGUCACAUCCUUGGAUUGCGGACCUCGGGAAAUCAGACGCAGAAGGCGAAGAAGAUCUACUACCAACCGUCAAGAAGAACUUCAAUGCCAGGCGCACUUUGCACGCUGCCAUCGAUACGAUCCGUGCCAUAAACCAACUUAGGGCAGGCGGUGCAGCAGGGAUGAUGGAUGGUGUCAAGUCGAGUGAACCAAGGCGAGGUGCGCCUCCUGUCAAUAUUCCACAGCCAGCCGAGGAAGAAGAUCCCAUGGAAAUCGAUAGUCGAGGAAAUGGACACGGCCAGACUGACGAGAUGAUCAAAGAACAAGAACGAAGAAUCCACGAAACGCAGCAAGGGCUGUGGAACAAGCGUUAA
Periconia digitata is the source of this 1212-nucleotide messenger RNA. NCBI's taxonomy places the organism in Eukaryota, Fungi, Ascomycota, Dothideomycetes, Pleosporales, Periconiaceae. The record is from the annotation of a GenBank genome assembly.